GUCGUAACUUCAUCGUUGAAGUCAAUCGCACCAGGUCUCAAGCAUGUCGAGACAAGCUCAAAAGCUGUUUAGAGUUGCCGCACGCUCACAGAAUUGGCAGCGCGGAGCAAGCAACAGCAUUAGGCCGUAUUCGUCCGACAACAGGGGAUCAGUGGCAGACCCCGGCUAUGGAACGCCAAAAAGCCCCGCCCCAACUUCUACCGCAAAACCCUCUGGAACCAGCGACCCUUUUCCGCUUCCCUUUGAUCCCCGGCUGCAAGGCCUGUCACUUGCGAGCGAGCACCAGUCCGAAGGACUCUCUGCGAAUGGCGUCGCCUUGAAUGGCGAGGAGCCCAUCCCACUUCGGGUGCCAGGCAGAGAGCUCGGCAUGGAGACGCGUGACGUAAAGGUAGCCAGGCUCAUCUACCAGGCAAGAAAGCGCGGCACGCUCGAGACAGAUCUUCUUCUGAGCACCUUUGCGAAAGAACAUCUUCGGUCUCUGUCUGACGGAGAAGUCGACGAAUUUGACCGGCUUCUCGAUGAGCCAGAUUGGGACAUCUUCUACUGGCUGACGCAGAGGAAGCCGGUUCCCAGGCGGUGGAAGGAAAGUUUCGAAACUGAAGGACGAUUAGGAUGGCGGCUUCGGGUCCACACAAGAAACGAGAAGAAGGAGACAAGAUCUAUGCCUUCCUUGUAG
Messenger RNA from Acaromyces ingoldii, 676 nucleotides. Its product is annotated as DUF339-domain-containing protein. Bases 44 to 676 code for a protein of 210 amino acids. Gene Ontology annotation, biological process: mitochondrial respiratory chain complex II assembly; protein-FAD linkage; mitochondrial electron transport, succinate to ubiquinone. Gene Ontology annotation, cellular component: mitochondrion. The record is from RefSeq and is a predicted model, not a curated record. Lineage: Eukaryota; Fungi; Basidiomycota; Exobasidiomycetes; Exobasidiales; Cryptobasidiaceae. The transcript is spliced from 2 exons.